UCUCUUUUCAUUAUUUAAACAUAUGCAACUUUCGACAGAUCACUCUUCACCAUCAAGUCCAUCUUCUACCACCAAAAGUCAUGAAAACCUUGAUCCUAAUUCAACGGAUAGCAACAAAAGAUCUGUGGAAACCCCUGAUACAUCAGUAGCUUCUAAACGCGCAAAGAUAAUAGAUCAACGACCAGUUAUCCCAAUUAUUCCUAGUACUAUGAAGCUUGCACCAAGGCCAAUCGCUUUACCACAACUCAAAUCAACGGCAGAAAUAGAUACGGAACCAAAAUCUAAUGUUUCUACUAUCAACACAGAAAGAAAACCUUUAACGACUGUCUCCUGUAGAAGUGAUACCUUCACUGUACUUCCAACCUUACUACCAGCAUCUCAACAACCUCUUACACCUUCACCAGCAAAAGAAACUUUGGAUAAUGUCAAUAGCAAGCGAGAGGCAACACCAAUCAACAUGAACAAUAUUCCACUAGCAACAGUGUCUGCAUUAUCAGAGUUUGAUCUUACACAAGCGCAGCAAGCAUUGACACAAGCUGCUUUAACCUCCUCGACAAUACACACUCCUCCUCAAAAACAAUCUACUACAGAGAACUCCAACGUACAUACGGACACUCAAAAUAUACUGAAAGACAUGGCUCAGAAAUAUGCAUCCGGAGGAACGACGUUGGAACAAUUGCAACAACACUCUUUUUUGACGGCUGAUCUCCUUCGACGUGAAUUGAUGAAUCAAAAGGUUAGAGCUGAUAACCGGGAAAGAAAGAAAAGAUGGCGAGAACAAAAUGAAGAAAGAAACAAGGAUAAUGAUUUACGAUGUAGAGUGAACAAACGGGCACAUAAACUAUAUGGCAAGGAAGACAGCGAACAAAAACGCCAAUGGAUAGAAGAGGAAUUUGCGAAAAGACAACAUAGACGUAAAGAAAAAGAACAACGUAGGAUAGCAACUGACAGCAGUAUGAAAUCAGCAUCAAAUUCAUCAAGUGUGACAUCCCAUCCUGUGACGAACAAUGGUUCUUUUGGCUUAAACAUAGAAUCUCCUGGUGUCAAUCUACCACUUUUGCAAGAAGCGUAUUUAUCCAUGAUGUACAACAAGGAUGAAUCAUCCACUCAAUCGGCAGUACAAAAACUUGCUGAGGGACUACGACUCAUGGGAACAGCUAUCAAGGCAGACGGGCGCAGCGAAGAUCCAACUCUACCUCAGCAACUGGCGUCAUCACUUCAACAACUUUAUCAAUUAUUGCAUCAGUCUUCAACAGAAUCAUCACCAAAGAAAUCACAAGAUUCAGUAUCUGUAAAAUCAUCCACUGCUACAUCUUCAGCAGCAAAAGUGACAGUAGGAGCGUCCACUGUGAAAUCGCCUAUGAAUAUAUCAUCAACAGAGGACUCAGCAAAAGAAACAUCAUUAGAAAAAACCAACACGCUUGGAACGACAGUAGUAUCAUCAACUGUGUCAUUACCUUAUACAUCUCCUUCCGUCAAUACUGCAUCGACAAUUAAACCAGUAAUAUCAACAGAGUGUCAUGAAAUGGAUACAAUGAUAACCAAUGGAGCCGAAAUAUUAAUCAAAGAAGAAGACAUAUCGACAACAAUGACAGCAGGAUGCGAAUUGAAAACAAAGAAACCAUCAUCGCCUUUAUUAUCGUCAUCAUCAUCAACAACAACGACACCAGCACCAACACCAACAGGAUGCCAGCAAGAGACUCAGGUUACAAAUGAUGAAUUGUCUGCUCUAUUGAUACAAACUCUUCAACAGACCGCUUUUGUAUCUCAAGAAAAACAAGAUAACAUGACAACACCCUCCUCUCCAGCAACGGCAGAUCUCCUUUUGAAUGAUAUUCCACAAGAUCCAAGCCAAUUAUACCCCAUGGAAGCUAUUAGAACUCUCUUGAAAUUGAACACAGAAUGGAUAAAACAGUAGUUGAAACCGGUGAUUAGAUAGAUAGAUGAUACGUUAUUUUGUCUUGUUGACAAAUCAUUUGUAUUCUAUUAUGAUAAUAAUAAAAGAUGAAUAAUUAAAAAAAAAAAAAAGAAA
Halteromyces radiatus is the source of this 2032-nucleotide messenger RNA. RefSeq lists its product as uncharacterized. The coding region runs from base 23 to 1918 and encodes 631 amino acids. The record is from RefSeq and is a predicted model, not a curated record. Lineage: Eukaryota; Fungi; Mucoromycota; Mucoromycetes; Mucorales; Cunninghamellaceae. The transcript has 4 exons.